Sorghum bicolor (sorghum) is the source of this 1013-nucleotide messenger RNA. RefSeq names its product ocs element-binding factor 1. Gene Ontology annotation, molecular function: DNA-binding transcription factor activity; transcription cis-regulatory region binding. The transcript has a single exon. The record is from RefSeq and is a predicted model, not a curated record. Bases 147 to 677 code for a protein of 176 amino acids. Lineage: Eukaryota; Viridiplantae; Streptophyta; Magnoliopsida; Poales; Poaceae. Gene Ontology annotation, cellular component: nucleus. Gene Ontology annotation, biological process: positive regulation of DNA-templated transcription.
ACCCAUCAACAAACAGAAUACCAAGAUACCCCUCGUAAACCAGUAUAAAUACUGCGGCCUUCCCAUCUUCCAUUCUUCCUCCUCCGAUCACAAUUACGACCCCGUCAAAAAAAAAAAAAAUCGCACACGAUUACCAUCCUCCCGUCAUGGCCUUCUCAGGGUGCAUGACUUGCAUCGACAUGCAAAUCUCCCCCGCGAUGGCCAAACAGCAUGUCGGGUUCGGACCAGACCACACAGCAGGGGGCCCAUUCCCAACUCAACCCGCGGCGGCGUCCUGGCCUGGGGUCGACGCCGGCGCCGCGGCGGCGGAGUGCGUCGACCAUCAGCGGCGUUUCCGGCGGAGGAUAUCGAACCGAGAGUCCGCGCGGCGGUCCCGCGCGCGGAAGCAGCGCUACCUCUACGAGCUCCGGGACAGCGCCGCGGUCCUGGAGCGCGGGAACCGCGACCUGGCGGCGCGCGCGGAGGCCGCGCGCGGUAGGCUGGCCCUCGCCUUGCUCGCCAACGCCGCGUUGCGCGCCGAGGCCGCCGCGCUGUCCCGUCGGCUCGCGGCCGCCCGCCGCGAUCUCGUCCUCCUCGGCCGUCUGUACGCCGGGGCCGUUGCUGCCGGCGGCGUCGACGGCGAGUGCUGCCUCGGGUCCACGGACACUGAGCAGAUGGUUGCCUCGUUGAUCGCGUAGCCGUACGAGCUGCCAGCCGACGCAGAGCAACGACGAGGACAGAGCACCUGAAUGCAGUGAAGAAGUUGAUCCUGAAAUCAUGUAGAUAUAUUAUUGUUGGAUACUCCUAUUAAUUAAUUAAUUAUUAAUCCAGGCAUGCAUGUUGAACGGUCCACGUCGCACGUGCGACGAUCGAUAUGUACGUAAUUGUUUUUUUUUCUUUUCUUUUUGAAGUAAAGAUGCACGUAGUUGUUUGUAUUGUACAGAAUGCACUGUCACAAAAGGUGUUGUGGUUCGCGGCACCAAAAUCACGGAUUUCAUUACAUCCACGAUCCAACGUUUUCUCAUGGACUAGCU